AUGGAGACAAGUCAACUGAAAAUAGCGGAGAAGCUUGUCAUUCUAAAUGAUCGUGCCGUUGGAAUGCUGACAAGGAUUUAUAACAUAAAAAAGGCGUGUGCAGAUCCCAAAUCGAAGCCGGCCUUCCUCAGUGACAAACACAUGGAGAACGCCGUUAAACAUAUUGCACGUAAAUUCCCUGUUGUUGACGCUAGGAUGAAUACUUCUACGUUCCACUUAUGUUGA
This is a messenger RNA of Cooperia oncophora, 225 nucleotides long. NCBI's taxonomy places the organism in Eukaryota, Metazoa, Nematoda, Chromadorea, Rhabditida, Trichostrongylidae. The record is from the annotation of a GenBank genome assembly.